CACAUGCUUCGGAUCAGUGUCUCUAUAUAAAAGAGACAAGAACAGCUUUUAUCUGGGGAGAAGUUAUUUACAUUGAGGAGACAUGGCGCAGCAAACGAUUCAGCUGGAUCAAGAAAAAUUGAGCUGUUCUAUCUGUCUGCAACUUUUAAAGCAUCCAGUCACUAUUCCCUGUGGGCACAGCUACUGCAUGGACUGUAUCAAAAACUACUGGGAUGAGAAGAAAACACACAGCUGCCCUCAGUGCAGAGAGAUUUUCACACCACGGCCUGUCCUGGUGAAGAACACCAUGUUAGCUGAGUUAGUGGAGGACCUAAAGAAAGCAGAACAUCAGACAGCUUCAUCUGAUCAUGCCUAUGCUGGACCUGGAGAUGUGUCCUGUUCUGGGAGGAAGCGGAAACCCUCCGAGUCCUGCCUGGUGUGUAUGGCCUCUAACUGUGAGCAUCACCUCCAGCCUCACUACAACGUAGCUCCAAUAAAGAGACACAAGAUCAUUAAAGCCACUUCAAAGCUUCGGGAGAACAUCUGCCCUCGCCAUGAUGAGGAGAUGAAGAUCUUCUGCCGCACUGAUCAGCAGUGUAUCUGUUGUCUCUGCUUAAUGGAUGAACACAAAGACCAUGACACAGUGUCAGCUGCAGCGGAAAGAGCUGAGAAGCAGAAAAGGUUUGGAAGAAAUCGACAAAAAUUUCUUCAAAGAAUUCAGGAAAGAGAGAAAGAUGUGAAGAUGCUUCAUCGGAAAGUGGAGGCAAUCAAUCUUUCUGCUGAUAAAGCUUUCAGAGAAUGUGAUAAGGCUUUCAAAGACUUGAUCAGUCUCAUUGAGAAAAAAAGCUCUGAAGGGAAGCAGAAGAUCAGAUCCAAACAAAAUGCGGAACAGAACAGAGUCAAAGAGCUUCAGGAGAAAAUAGAGCAGGAGAUCAGAGAUCUGAGGAGGAGAGACACUGAACUGCAGCAGCUCUCACUGACUGAGGAUCACCUCCAUUUUCUGAAAAGCUACUCCUCACUGUCACAUCUGAGUGCAUCUACAAACGUACCCACCUACAACAAUGUUACUCUGCAGUACUUUGAGGAUGUGACUGCAUCUGUGUCACGGACCAGAGAUAAAGUGAAGGCUCUUCUCAGUGAUGAAUGGCCCAAAACCAGAGACGACUUUUUGAAAUAUUCUUGUCAGAUCACUCUCGAUCCAAAUACAGCACACACACUGUUGUCACUGAGUGACAGCAACAGAAAAGUAACACUGAUGAGUAGAAACCAGUCAUAUCCGAGUCAUCCAGACAAAUUCCUUGAAUGGUGGCAGGUCCUGAGCAGAGAGGGUCUGACUGGACGCUGUUACUGGGAGGUGAAGUGCAACGGGAUGGUUGGAGUAGCUGUUGCAUACAAGGAUAUCGGCCGUAGAGGGACCAGAGAGGAAUGUGGAUUUGGAUUAAAUGACAAAUCCUGGGCGUUAACAGUUUCAGACAGUGGUUAUGAAUUCAAACACAACAACAUUCCCACUCCCAUCCCAGGCCCUCUGUCCUCCAGAAUAGGAGUAUAUUUGGAUCACAGGGCAGGAACUCUUUCUUUCUACAGCAUCACUGAGACCGUGAAUCUCCUCCACAGAGUCCAGACCAGGUUCACUCAGUCUCUCUAUGUUGGACUGUGGCUUCCACAAAGUGCUGGACACACUGCUGAGGUGUGUGAGCUCAAGAAGAGAAUAAACAUAAAAUAGUGAAAUUUGAUGCCAUGUGCUACUUGUUGAAAUGUGUUUAUCUAUCCUGCACCUGUUAAAGAUGAAUCUUUAUGGAUAUGAGAAUAACAUUUAAUUUCUUUGAUUGUCUUGUUUUCAAUAGCUAUUUGGGUAAAACUGGUUAUUUGGCAAAUCAACAUUCAUUUCUUAUAUAGUUUAUAUUUAACCACUGUUUUGUUGUAACAUUAGCAGAAAAAACUCACACAAAUAUAAAUUCAUAUGAAAAUAACUUCAGUAUAUUUAAAAUUAUAGAGAAAAAUAAUUAUGUAUCAGAUAAGUUGAAAUCAGGGUUAUUAUGGUGUUUGCAUUUUUAAUGUACUUUUUAUUUCUACAUUUAAGUUGGUGGAAAAUGAUUGUAAAAUGUUUAAUUUCAGUUAUGUUUUCAUGAACUUUUUUUAUUUACUGUUGUUUGUGAAAUAAAGUGAGCAAUGUACACUAAA
Oreochromis aureus is the source of this 2160-nucleotide messenger RNA. Its product is annotated as tripartite motif-containing protein 16-like. The transcript has a single exon. The coding region runs from base 83 to 1702 and encodes 539 amino acids. Gene Ontology annotation, molecular function: zinc ion binding; protein binding. Lineage: Eukaryota; Metazoa; Chordata; Actinopteri; Cichliformes; Cichlidae. The record is from RefSeq and is a predicted model, not a curated record.